GGUCUCCCUCCACUAUAACACUCCCACUCUUCACACCUCACAAUUCAGAGCAGCUGCCUCCCACAACAAUAGCCACUUAUGGCUCCUCCUCCUCCCAAAUUCUUCUCUCUCCUCUUCCUCCUCUCUCUCCUCCUCUUCUCUCUCCAAGCUCAAGCCAGAGAGAGCCAAUUCUUUAGCAAAGUUGCCAGUUCUAACAACAACAAUGUGAAGGAAUCAGAGCUCACAAAAACAGAGACUCCAAAAACAGAGUCUCCAGAAACAGAGCUCCCAAAAACAGAGUCCCCAGUUUUCAAGCAAGAGCAAGAGAAAGAGCCAACUUUCAUUCCAGAGACUCAAAACGGAUACGGCCUCUACGGUCAUGAGUCCGGCCAGCUGCCUCCCUCCACCACAACCAACGGUGAACCCUACAAGUACACACCCAACAACAACAACAACCUGCCCUAUACGGCCGAGGCAGAGAAGCAGCACAAUACAAAGUACCCCGACAGAUACAACAACCACUACAAUCCCAACAAAAACAAUUACUACUACAACGGGAACAAGUUUGAGGCCAACCCUAAUGGCCUCAGCGACGCGAAGUUCGCUCAGAGCAGCUACACCACCACCACUGCCACCCCCAACAACUACCAGAGCAACAACAACAACUUUGAGGCCAAUCCUAAUGGCCUGAGCAACACGAGGUUCGCUCAGAGCAGCUACACUACCACACCCAGCAACUACCAGUACAACAACAACUUUGAGGCCAAUCCUAAUGGCCUGAGCGACACGAGGUUCGCUCAGAGCAGCUACACUACCACCCCCAGCAACUACCAGAACAACAACAACUUUGAGGCCAAUCCUAAUGGCCUGAGCGACACGAGGUUCGCUCAAAGCAGCUACACCGCCACCCCAAACAACUACCAGAACAAUAACAACUACUACAAUGUUGAGAAGCAGGGAAUGAGUGACACCAGGUUUUUGGAGAACGGCAAGUACUACUACGACCCGAGAAGCCAGAGCAACUACAACCAGAACCAGUACGGAAACUCUAGGGUGGCGGACUCAAAAAAUUGGUACAACAACAGGGGCAAUUACGGCAACGGAAAUGCGAACCAGAACACCUAUAACUCCAUGGAAGAGUACCAGAAUGAGGAGGAGUUCCAAGACAGUGAAGAUCAGUUCGUGCCAUGAGACUUGUUUUGAGUAGUACCACUUUGCUGUGUAUUGAUAUAUAUAUUUAUGGUAAUAUGUUUUAAUCGAAAAGAACUUGAUUAAAGAUAGAUUAUUGUCUCUCUUUCUGCAUAAAAAUGCUUCAGUGUUCAUGCUUUGUAAAAGCUUGAGUUUGUGGACUGAAAGAGUGAAGAAAAUGUAUAUCAGCUUCUCCCUACAAGGUAUUUUGUUUCAACUCCUUGAUUUGCCAAUUUGGUUGGUACCUUUUAUUGUAAAAGAGUUGGUUAUGCAGGUAAUUAAGUUAUAACAAUAUUGGUA
This is a messenger RNA of Malus domestica (apple), 1467 nucleotides long. Its product is annotated as protein E6-like. Lineage: Eukaryota; Viridiplantae; Streptophyta; Magnoliopsida; Rosales; Rosaceae. The record is from RefSeq and is a predicted model, not a curated record.